Messenger RNA from Hyla sarda, 13036 nucleotides. RefSeq names its product protein kinase, DNA-activated, catalytic subunit (gene PRKDC). The record is from RefSeq and is a predicted model, not a curated record. Lineage: Eukaryota; Metazoa; Chordata; Amphibia; Anura; Hylidae. Bases 277 to 12780 code for a protein of 4167 amino acids. Gene Ontology annotation, cellular component: nucleus. Gene Ontology annotation, molecular function: protein binding; DNA-dependent protein kinase activity. Gene Ontology annotation, biological process: double-strand break repair via nonhomologous end joining; immunoglobulin V(D)J recombination; telomere maintenance. The transcript is spliced from 87 exons.
UUAAAGUAAUAUUUCCAGAGAGUGUCUGAAAAUGAUGUAUUUUUUAUGUCGAACAAUAACCAACAUGCCGGGACAGGUGUUUUUAGGGUCAGGACAAGGUGAAUACAUAGGCAGGAAGCCGUGUACUGUUGGUUUCAUUUCCUCAUUGUGUGACUGAAUAAACCAGAUCCAGCGCCCCCCGGUGGCCCAGUGUGUGAAGUGCUGAGCGUCGUCUGGUUUCUUAGCUGUCUUCCCGCCUCUCCUGUCACAGCGGUCUGAGCCGCCGUCGGUGCUGACAUGUCGUCGUCCGGCGCCGGGACAUCCCGUUCUGAUGGAGGAGAUGGAGUGCCCGACAACCCGCCUGAGUUAGCGAGCGGUAUCAUGGCCGGUCUUCACGAACUACACCGCCUGCUCGGCAGCAGUGAGCCCGGGUCUUGUGAGGCGGCCCUCGGCCUCUUGCGCAGCUUGGGAGAGGAGUGCGUGAUCUCCGCGCCGGGGAGCAGCGUGCUGGCUUUAAAUACAUCCUUGGUCUUCUCUAAGGAUUAUGGCCUGCUUGUGUUUAUCCACAAAUCCCUCAGCAUCGAAGAAUAUCGAGAUUGUCGAGAAGAAGCUUUAAAAUUCCUAUGCACCUUUCUCGAGAAAAUAGACAAGCAUUCACAGCCAUAUGCUUUAGAUAUAAAGAGAAUAUGUGUCGUCGUAUACACAAAGGAAAAAUAUGCAAAAUGUAAAGUAGCUGCAUUAGAUCUUCUUAUUAAGCUUCUAAAGAAAUCCUACAAAAUUGAAGAAUUUAAAAUAGGCGAAAUUUUCAAUAAAUUUUAUGGUGAACUUGCUAAUAAAAGCAAAUUAUCAGAUACAGUUUUAGAAAAAACUUAUGAGCUUCUGGGAAUUUUGGGCGAAGUACAACCUAGUGACAUGCUGAACAAUUCUGAGAAACUCUUUCGAGCCUAUCUGGGAGAAUUAAAGGGACAGAUGACAUCAUCCACAAGACAGCCUAAGUUUGCAGUGGUAGCUGGAUGUUUAAGAGGAUUAUCAGCACUCUUGAUUAACUUUACAAAAUCUGUAGAAGAAGAUGCUAGGACUUCUAAAGAAAUUUUCGAAUACACAAUCAAGGCAAUAAAUCCUCAGAUUGACCUAAAGAGAUAUGCUGUGCCUUUAGCUGGCCUUAAUCUUCUUGCUCAACAUGCAUCCCAGUUUAAUACCUACCUCAUGGACACCUAUCGGACAGUUUUUGAAGUAAUGUCCAAGUGGUGUGGGCAUUUAAAUCACGAAGUAAAGAAAAGUGCAUUUGCUGCUAUGGACUCCUUUCUAAAACAAAUAGCAUUACUGGUUACUAAUGAUGCUGUAGCUCACAAAGACAAGUUACAGUUCUUCAUGGAACAGUUUUAUAAGAUCAUCCGAAAGAUGGAUUGUUCGAAUAAAGAACUCUCUAUUGCUAUUCGAGGAUAUGGGUUUUUUGCAGCGCCAUGCAAAGCGGUAAAUGCAAAGGAUGUGGAUUUUAUGUAUCUUGAACUAAUUCAGUGUUGCAAGCAAAUGUACCUAACGGAGGCAGAGACAGAAGAUGACAAUGUGUAUCAGCUACCAAACUUCCUGCAGGCGAUUGCAAGUGUCAUACUUCACAUGGACUCUAUCCCUGAAAUAUACACUCCUGUACUUGAGCGCCUCUUGGUUGUUCAGAUUGAAACAUUUCCACGAUACAGCUUAAAAAUGCAGCCUUCUUGCAGCAGAUCAAUCAUUAAGGUGUUUUUAUCUUUGGCGGGAAAGGGGCCUGUUCUUUGGAGUCUUAUUAGUACUGUGGUGCAUCAAGGAUUGAUCAGAGUCUGUUCCAAGCCAGUCAGAUUUGUAAGGAAUGGAAAUGAGAAAGAAAGAUCUGAUGACCCAUCCACUUCUGGUGAGGUCCGUGCUGGAAGGUGGAAAGUUCCUACUUACCAAGACUAUCUUGAUCUCUUCCGCAAUCUUAUGAACUGUGAUCAGAUAAAGGAAUCCAUAUUUUCUGAUGAAGUUUUCCCAGCGUUAAACUCACCACUACAGUCUCUGAGUAGACUGUUGUAUGAUGAACUCAUUAAAUCUGUGCUCAAAAUUAUUGAGAAAUUGGACCUUUCAUUGCAAAAGCAAGAAUCUGCGCAAGAGGUUAAUGAGGAUCGAUUGAGCUAUUUACUAAUUGCAACUUCAGACCCAGCUGCUAACCUUUACCCUACCAAGCCAAAAGAUUUUACUGCAUUUGUUAAUCUUGUCGACUUCUGCAGUGAAAUAAUAACAAACAAACAUGUGGAAUUCUUUGAGCCUUGGGUUUACGUGUUUGGCUAUGAGCUGGUUUUGAAGUCCACACGUCUACCGCUGAUCAGUGGCUUUUACAGCCUAUUGUCUAUUGUGAUGAAAAAUGCAAAAAAGUUGAAAUAUUUUGAGGGUGUCAGUCCAAAAAGUUCUGUCAAAUUCCCACAAAGUAAAGAAAAAUGUUCUUGCUUUGCUCUGUUUCUAAAAUUUGGAAAAGAGGUAUCCUCUAAAAUGAAGCAAUUUAAGGAUGAACUUUUGGCAUCAUGUUUAACCUUAAUCCUUUCUCUGCCUCAUGAAAUCAUCAUGCAUGACAUAAAAGCCUACAUCCCAUCAUUACAAACUGCCUUUAAGUUAGGCUUAAGUUUCCCACCGCUUGCAAAUGCUGGCCUUGAUGCACUUGAAGACUGGUCAUCUCGAAUUCCUCCAGAUCAUAUGGAGCCUCACUACAAGGACAUACUGCCAUCUCUAGAUGGGUACUUGACAGACACAUCAUCCACAGAUGAGUCUUUGAAUGCUCUUGACAUUGAUCGCCUGUCUCGUGCAUCACAAAAAGGUUUUAAUAAAUAUCUUAUUAAGCAAAUACAGAGAACAAAAACACUUUCUGUGAAUGAUGACUCCUCUUUGACAGCAGUAAGAAGUAGAGUUGUACGUUUACUUGGAUCUCUUGGGGGACACAUUAAUCGCAGCCUGGUAACAGCUACAUCUACUGAAGAAAUGAUAAAGAAGCAUGUAUCAUGGGACACAGAAAAAAGACUGAGUUUUGCUGUACCAUUUGCUGAUCUGAAACCUGUGAUCUACUUGGACACUUUUCUGCCACGCGUCACAGACCUAGCACUUUCUGCCAGUGACAGACAGACUAAAGAGGUUCUCUACCUACCUGAAAAGCUACUGGGGACUUCGAACCCAAUAAUGGGGACUCUCUACCUGCCUAUUUUCUGGAAGGGCUUCUACCUAAAAGCGGUUGCCGCAUGUGAACUUUUUCAUAGCAUGGUAACAUUUAUGUUGGGAAAAGCACGAGAAGGGUCCCCUUCAAUGUACAGACUGUACAAACACACAUUUCCUGUGUUGCUGCGCCUGGCCUGUGAUGUUGAUCAGGUAACAAGACAGUUAUAUGAACCUCUAGUUAUGGGCAUCAUUCACUGGUUCACGAAUACCCAGACAUUUGAAAGUCCUGACACUGUGGCAUUGCUUGAUGCUAUUCUGGAUGGAAUUGUGGAUCCUAGUAAUAGUACAUUGCGAGACUUUUCAGGGCAGUGUAUUCAAGAAUUCUUGAAAUGGUCAAUAAAGCAGACAACACCAAGACAACAAGAACAAAGCCCUGUAAACACACAAUCACUGUUCAAAAGACUCUACAGCCUUGCUCUACAUCCCAGUGCCUUUAAAAGGUUGGGAGCGGCUCUUGCUUUUAAUAAUGUUUACAGAGAAUUUAGAGAAGAGGAGGCUCUUGUGGAACAGUUUGUGUUUGAGAUUCUGGUGGUGUACAUGCAGAGCUUGGCUUUAUCACAUGGAGAUGAAAAAUCGCUAGGCACCAUUCAGCAGUGUAGUGAUGCCAUUGAUCAUCUAAAACGUAUUAUAAUUCAGAAAGCCAACAGCCUAAACAAGUCAUCAAAAAGACGCAUACCAAGAGGGUUUCCACGAAGUCAGACAAUUUGUCUCUUGGAUAUUGUCCUUUGGCUUUUACAACAGUGUGGCGUCCCUCAGACUGAUUGCAGACACAAGGCAAUGGAGCUCUUUUUUGAAUUUGUACCUUUGUUGCCUGAGAAAAAAUCGCCCUCAGCUUGGGUGGAGGAGAUGAUCAAGAAAGAAGGCAUCUCUUUUUUGAUUCAGAGAUUUGAAAGUGCUGGCAGCAUGGAUGGCAACCAUUGUGGCAUAUUAUACAUUACCACACUUCAUGAUCUGCAGCAGACCUCUUUAUGUGCUGCGCUUCAGUGGAUGGACAUGUUGCUUGCGGCCCUGGAUUGUUAUAAUACAUUCAUGGGUAUGCGUGUUGUAAAACCACAGACUUUACUUGCUCCUUCUCAGAAGUCCUCUUUUCUUAGAGCGCUACUUUUUUUCAUCCAACAUCUGUCCAUGCAGGACAUUAUGGCAGCACAAACUUGCUUCAAAACCAGUUUAUUCAGUCCACAAGAAAGAGAGGAAUACAACUACAGCAAGUGCACAAUUAUAGUGAGAAUCAUUGAGUUUGUAACCAUGAUCCUGGAGAAUUGCCAGCAGGAUUUCUUGCAGAAUCUUGAGAAUGAACUUCUGACUGAUUUCCUUUGGGACUUAACAGCGAUUACUGUAUGUGAUCCAUCAGAUAUAGGGUUCAAUACAGCAGAUGUUCAAGUGAUGAAGAACCUUCCAGAUGUGUGUGUUCAGUUUCUGAAGGCAGUAGCAAAAUCGCCAUACAAGAGAACUUUGGACGUUUGUUUUCAGAAAAAAAUUACAUUGGAGCGGAUUGAAGAUCUGUGUGCUGUUAAAUUGUAUGAUCCAGAUACACGAUAUGAAAGUGUUAAGUUGCGUGCCACACUAUCUGCAUGUAAUCAGCUUUACAGGUCACAGUUGUUAAAUUCCACUUUGCAUGCACAGGUCACAGGUCUUGGAUUUUCUGUUGGUUCCAAACUCCUUUCAGUGGUUUAUAAGGGCAUAUCUGCCGGUAAUGAUAGAAAGUCUUUACCAUCUUUAGAUGUAAGCAGUAAACGUCUUGCUGAAGGUAUUUUACAGCUGGCCUUUAAUUUUGGUGGACAGUGUGAAGAACUUGUAAGCCUGUUGCUGAACACAGUGGUUUUAACAGUGUCAUUGCCUGGAAGUUCUCAGAGAAACUUUAUCAAUUUCUCUCAUGGAGAGUAUUUCUACAAUUUGUUUUCUGAAACUAUUAACAGUGAACUGUUGAAGAACUUGGACACUGUUGUGCCAUAUCUGCUCAGGUCCUCUACGGAAAACCCCAAAAUGGUGAGCUCUGUCUUAAAUGGAAUGCUUGAUCAAAGCUUUAGACAGCGAUCGGUUCAGAAACAGCAAGGUACACGAUUGGUGAAUGCUGUGCUUAAAAAUUGGAUGAAACUGGAGAGCUGGUGGGCCACAGAUUCUUCUCCAGAGAACAAAAUGGCAGUGCUAACGUUACUUGCCAAAGUACUACAGAUUGAGUCAUCUGUUUCUUUUGAUACAAACCACCUGGCUUUUAAUGAAGUUUUUAAGACCUACUUAAGCAUCCUCUCAGAUCAGAAUCUUUCAUUGAAUUUGAAGAGUCAAGCUAUUAUCAUACUUCCUUUCUUCACCAACCUAAAAGAAGAAAAACUGAGUGAGUUAAAGAAUACCAUUGAUCAGUUUGUUGCCUUUAACUUUCCACUGAAAUCUGAUGAAUUUCCAAAAGGCACCUUAAAGUUCAAUAAUUAUGUGGACUGUAUAAAAAAGUUUUUAGAUGCUUUGGAACUAUCACAAUGUUCAGUGCUGCUACAUCUUAUGGCUGAAGUUCUCUGCAGAGAUGGCAAACAUUUUAUGGAAGAUUUAUUUCAGAGCACUUUCAAAAAAGUUAUUAAAAGGAGCAGCUGUGAUAAACAGAUAAUCUUGAUGGAUACAAUACACAACAUGUUCAAUAGUGAUGAUAUCCUUUUAAAUACAACUCGACUUUCUUUAGUUGAUCGCUGUCUACUGACUUUUUUGUGGAACUGUAGUUCUGAUGCAUUGAAAGACUUUUAUAGCAAAAUCAUUGUUUUUUCAAUGGAUGUUCUGAAGACCAGAUUCACAAAGACAUCAGAGACUGUCUUUGACACUCAACUUACAAAGAAAAUUGGUUAUUACAAACUGCUAGAAGUUCUAUAUUCACGUCUUUCUAAAGAUGAAAUUUAUUCAAAAGAAUCCAGAAUAAACCAUGCAUUUGAAAAAUCAGCAAAUGUUGAAGGAAAUAUGCUUACUAAGACACUGAUAAAAUCCUGUUAUGAUGCAUAUACAGAAAACAUGUCUGGGGAAACACAGCUACUGGAGAAGAGAAGACUGCAUCAUUGUGCUGCAUAUAACUGUGCUAUAGCAGUUGUGACAUGCACCUUUACUGAGAUUAAAUUCUAUCAGGGAUUUCUUUUGUCAGAAAAGAAAGAAAAGAACAUCUUCAUACUGGAAAAUAUAAUAGAUCUAAAGCGCAACUAUUCCUUUCCAAUAGAAGUAGAGGUUCCAAUGGAACGGAAGAAAAAGUAUCUUGCUAUACGCAAGGAAGCAAGAGAAACAUCAAAUGAGGAUUCAGAUGGGCCCCAGUAUUUAUCUUCCCAGUCUUACAUGGCAGAUAGCAGUCUGAGUGAAGAAAUGAGCCAGUUUGAUUUUUCAACCGGCAUCCAGAGUUUUUCCUAUCGUUCCCUGGACCCAGUAAAAUUCCAAAGGAGCAAAAGAAUAAAGCACAGUAGCUCUGAAGUCCAGACCCCUGAAGAUAUUAUGGAGUUGGAAAUGGAUGAACUAAAUCAGCAUGAGUGCAUGGCGCAAAUGACUGCAAUGAUUAAACACAUGCAGCAAAAAAACAUAACGCCCAAAGUAGAAGAGGGUACAAUACCACAAGACCUACCUCCAUGGAUGACCUUUUUACAUUGCAAACUUGGAAAUUCCUCUACACCUUUAAACAUACGUCUUUUCAUUUCCAAACUUAUUAUUAAUGUAGAAGAGGUUUUCCGUCCCUAUGCAAAAUUUUGGAUUGGCCCGUUAUUGCAGCUGAUGGUGUCUGGAAAUAAUGGUGGAACAGGCAUUCAUUACUUUGUUGUAGAGACUGUUGUGACACUUCUGUCUUGGUCAGGUGUUGCUACUCCUAAUGGCCAUGCGAAGGAUGAAAUCCUGGCUAACAGACUGCUUGAAUUCAUGAUGAAGAAUUCAUUUCAUGAAAAAAGAGCAGUAUAUAGACAUAAUCUUGAGAUCAUUAAAACAGUGUUGGAGUGCUGGAAAGAUUGUCUUUGCAUUCCAUACAGGUUAAUAUAUGAUGGCUUUUCUGGAACAGACUCCAAUACAAAAGACAACUCUUUGGGAAUUCAGCUACUAGGUUUGGUGGUUGUUAAUAACUUCUCUCCUUAUGAUCCAAAAUGUGAAAUAGAUUCUGACCGAUAUUUUAAAGCUCUUGCCAUCAAUGUUACAUUUACAAGAUUUAAGGAAGUUUAUGCUGCCGCCUCUGAAGUGUUGGGACUUGUUCUUCGAUAUAUUGCAGAAAAAGAGAAAGACAUCGAGGGACCUCUGUUUGCUUAUGUAGAGAAAAAUUUAAAAUCUCUUCAAGCCAGUAAUAAAGAAGACAAAUUUAUUGUGUGCUUGAAUAAAAUAGUGAAAAAUUUUCCACUGAUCUCUGACCGGUUUAUGAACAUUGUUCUCUACUUGCUACCGAAGCUUCAUGGAGUUCUCAAGACUCAGUGCCUUGAAAUAAUAAUGUCCAGGGCUGAGGAAAUACCAGAUCUUUUUCUUGAACUAAAAAACAGGGAUUUUAAGCAAAUUAUGAGCAACCGAGAUGAUGAAAGACAGAGGGUGUGCCUUGAAAUAGUAUAUAAGUUGUUGGCCAAGCUGACCCCUUCAGAGCUGCGUGAGCUUUUGCCAUCCGUAACUUCAUUUAGUUCUCACAACUUUCCUGUUUGUCGGGAACGUAUGUAUGAUAUUCUCAUGUGGAUCUAUGACAAUUACAGAGAUCUAGAGAGCCAAUCAGAUAGUGAUUCCCAGGAUAUUUUUAAUAUGGCUAAGGAGACAUUACUUGAAGGAAUGGUGGAUGAAAAUGCAGAGCUUCAACUUAUUGUCAGGAAUUUCUGGAGUGAUGAAACACGGUUGCCAACUAGCACAAAGGAUCGAAUGGUCACUGUACUGUGUUCGUUAUAUUCCCCAAAAAUUGAAAAGCAUUUUCUAAGUCUGGCCACAAACCUGCUUCUUGAAAUGACAAGUAGAAGCCCAGACUAUGUCAGGCAAAUGUUUGAGCAUCCACUUUCCGAGUGCAUGUUUCAGGAUUAUACGGUUGAUUCCAGUUGGCGUCACCGCAGCACUAUCCUCACUCCCAUGUUUGUAGAGACUCAAGCUUCUCAAAGUGUUCACAGGUCUAGGACACAAAGCUUUGUGGAAGGGCAUGAACCAGAGGGAGGCCAACUAAGAGCAACCCAGCAGCACUAUCAAUUUACACCUACACAGAAUAUUGGUGGUAGAAGUUCAUUUAACUGGCUGACUGGAAGCAGCAUGGAUACAUUGGGCAGUUAUUCUGCUGACUCUUCAGACUCCCUCUCUUCAACAUUGCUGUUUACAAGUAGGAGUGAAAAGGCUCAGAGAGGAUCAUUUAAACCUGUAGGGCCUAAUUUUGGUAAACGCCGACUAGGACUUCCUGGGGAUGAAACUGACAGCAAGGCCAAAGGAAUUGAAAAAAGGUCAGAAAUUUUGAGACUGCGCAGGCGUUUCUUAAAAGAUCAAGAGAAGCUCAGUAUCAUAUAUGCAAAAAAAGGAUCAGCAGAACAGAAAAAAGAAAAGGAACUAAAAGUUGAGCAAAAGAUGAAACAGGAUGCUCAAGUAAUUCUUUAUAGAAGUUAUCGACAUGGAGAUUUGCCUGAUAUCCAGAUUGCAUACAGCGCGCUUAUUGCACCGUUACAAGCACUUGCACAGAAAGAUCCAGCUCUGGCAAAACAGCUAUUCAGUGCAUUAUUUUCUGGGAUUCUGGAAGAUAUAAACAGCUCUACCGAAAUAAAAAUCAUUGCCACUAAACUGAUUGAUAAAUUCAAUCUAUAUUUAAAUAGCACUGUGUAUUAUUUUCCACCAUUCAUUGGUUGCAUACAGGAUAUGUGUUACCACCAUGUUGAGCUGCUUGAGCUAAAUCCAACAAGUGUAAGCAGAAGUGGCAUAGAAAGUUUGCAGCAGUCAAUAGGUAUUCUACUACUCGAGAAAGCAUUGCAGUACAUUUCACCACCAGAGGAACCUCCAACAAAGAAGAUGCGUGGAAGAGCAGACACUCCUCCUGAUGUUUUGAGAUGGAUACAGCUUGCUCGGCUGUAUCGCUCUAUUGAUGACUAUGAUGUUCUUCGAGGGAUUUUCAGUAAUAAGAUUGGAACGAAAGAUAUUACGCAACGUGCUUUAAAUGCUGAAGCAAGAUCGGACUAUGGAGAAGCUGCUAAACUUUAUGAUGAGGCUCUGCAGAAGACCUUUUCAGACGGGGAACCUUCUGAUUCUGAGAAAGAUUUUUGGGAGAUUGCUUCUAUGGAAUGUUACAAUCAUCUAACUGAAUGGAAGCCACUGGAAUAUUGCUCGACAGUAAACAUUGACAGUCAAAUGCCGCCAGACCUCAAGAAAAUGUGGAGUGACCCUUUUUAUGAGGAAACCUAUCUUCCUUACAUGAUUCGCAGUAAAGUGAAACUUCUUCUGAAUGGGGAGAAUGAUCAAUCUUUAUUAACAUUUAUUGAUGAUGCCAUGAAGAUUGAGCAGAGAAAAGUGUCAAUUGAGACCUUCUACAGUCAGGAAAUGAGUCUUUUGUACAUUUUACAAGAAGAUUUUGACCGGGCGAGAUAUUACAUUAAAAAUGGAAUAGAUAUGUUCAUCCAGAACUAUUCAAGCAUCGACUCGAUACUAUACCAUAGCAGACUAACACAACUGCAGACAGUUCAAGCUUUAACUGAGACUCAGGAUUUUAUCAACUUUAUCUGCAUUCCUGGUAAUUUGUCAUCCCUACCCUCCCUGAGAAGGUUGUUCUAUCUCUGGAUGAGUCGAUAUCCUGAUGAGAAAAUGGAUCCCAUGCACAUCUGGGAUGAUGUGAUUACGAACAGGUGCUUCUUCUUGGAUAAAAUCAAAGAAAAACUCUCCAGUCAGCUGCUGGAAGAAAGUAUGGAAAUAGACAGUGUGAGUGAGAAUAGUGAGGUAUUGCAAGGUGACAAGCAGGAAGAUGUGAACUUUCUCAUCAGAAAAUGCAAAUUUGUUAUGAAAAUGAAGAUGGUUGACAGUGCUCGAAAACAGAACAACUUUUCUGUUGCCAUGAAACUCUUGAAAGAGCUUCAUCGAGAGUCUAAAACCAAUGAAGACUGGCUAGUAAAAUGGGUUCAGAGUUAUUGUCGUUACAGUCACAGCAGGAGCCAUACCCAAUCGAACACAGAGAAAAUACUGACUGUUCUGAAAACGAUCUCUCUACUAGGGGAAAGUAACAGUGAUUAUUUAAAAAGAUUUCCUCAGUUGUACAGAUAUCACAAUAUGUUACUGGGUGGCACUUAUAGAAUCAUGGGUGAUGCACUCAGCAAAGAACCAGUGAGUCUGAAUCACAUUGAGGAAUCAAAGGCUAGGAUAGUAAAGGAGCUUUCAGGGUCAGAAGAGGAGGUUGCGGCUGGGUUGUAUAGAAAGUGUCUCCAUUACUUGAAAUCUGCUGUUAGAAAAGCUGAAGAAGAAACACAGUCUCAUUCAACAGACUGGACUGAUAACAAAGGAGUAAUCAAAGCAUACAUGACUUUGGUGGAUUUUUGUGACACACACCUUAGGAACCUGGAAGAUGGAUCAGCAGUAUUGAAUGUCCAAGACUGCAAACUUUUCCCUGAAAUCAUCGUAGAUAAAAUGAUUAAGGCAUUAAAGCUGGGAUCUAAAGAAGCACGACUAAAGUUUCCAAGACUACUUCAGAUUAUUGAACUGUAUCCCAAUGAAACUUUGGACUUAAUGGCUAGAGAGGCAAGUUCUGUUCCAUGCUGGCUUUUCAUCGGCUGGAUAAGUCAAAUGAUGGCAAUGCUUGAUAAAAAAGAAUCAUUAGCAGUACAAUUUAUCAUGGAAGAAAUUGUUGACUACUACCCUCAAGCUCUUGUGUACCCGUUCAUGAUCAGUGGAGAAAACUUUAACUUUGAAGAUACAGUUGAUGGACACAGGAAUAAAUUGUUUAUUGAAAAAAUACAGAAAAAGCUGGAUAAGAAUGGAUUAAUUAAAGAUUUUAUUCAAGCCUUGGAACAGCUGUCUAAUCCUGCAUUGAUAUUACAGGACUGGAAAGAGGAAGUCUAUAAAGAAUUAGCAAAACCAAAACCAGACAUAAAUAAAAUUAAGAUGAUGUACAAGAAGAUGCAUGCAAACCUUGCCAAUGUGAAAGAUCCUCAUUUCGGUUCAUUCAGAAGGAAGUUUGCCGAGAAAUAUUCAAAGGAUUUGGAAAAAGUAUGUGGAAGUGACGGCUCACUCCUAAGUGGAAUUAAAGCUGAUAAAUUUAAUGACAGCAGCUUUGUUAAGCUAGUGAAUAAAAUUAAAGAUGAGUCCCCUGCAGAGCCAGGAAAUUUAAAGGAAUAUUCACCCUGGAUGAGCAUUUUUAAGCCAGAGUUUUCCAGAGAUCUCGAAAUUCCUGGUCAGUAUGAUGGUAAAAAUAAGCCGAUGCCAGAAUAUCAUAUAAAGAUCUGUGGAUUCGAUGAGCGGGUAAAAGUUAUGACAUCAAUAAGAAGACCCAAGAAGAUUAUUAUUCGUGGAAAUGAUGAAAGAGACUACCCAUUUCUUGUCAAAGGUGGUGAAGAUUUGCGCCAGGACCAGCGCAUUGAGCAGCUGUUUGACAUCAUAAAUAUUAUCCUUUCCCAGGAUGCUGCUUGUAAGCAGAGAUAUAUGCAAAUUAAGACAUACCAAGUGAUUCCCAUGACAACACGGAUAGGGAUGAUCGAAUGGCUGGAGAAUACAUGCACCUUAAAGGACUUUAUUUUAAGUACUCUUACUAUACCUGAAAGAAAAGACUUUUAUGGAAUAUAUAGUCCAGAGAACCAUUACAUUGCCUGGCUGAAAAAGAAGUGCAAAAUUGAAAGUCUUCUAAUUCAACAUAUUGAUGCCUAUAUUAAAAUGGACUGUGCUUCAACUGUCAGCUCAUUCAGAGAGAGAGAGUCUCUUGUUCCUGGAGACCUUUUGAGGAGAGCCUUUAUUAAAAUGAGUGCAACCCCAGAAGCAUUUUUGGCUCUACGCUCCCAUUUUGUACAGUCUCAUGCUUUGCUGUGUAUAAGCCAUUGGAUCCUUGGUAUCGGAGAUCGCCACCUGAGCAAUUUUAUGGUCAAUAUGGAGACUGGAGGAAUGAUUGGCAUUGACUUUGGUCACGCAUUUGGUACUGCAACUCAGUUUUUACCUGUGCCAGAACUGAUGCCUUUCCGUCUGACACGCCAGAUAAUAAAUUUGAUGUUACCCCUGAAAGAAACUGGAUUAUUUGACUCUGUGAUGGUACAUGCUUUGCGGGCCUUUCGAAGAAACCCUGACCUUCUCAUUAGCACAAUGGAUGUGUUUGUAAAGGAGCCUUCGCUAGACUGGAAGAAUUUUGCAGCAAAGCAAUUGAAAAAGGGAGGAGACUGGGUGAAAGGCAUAAACACUACUUCACAGGACUGGUACCCUACACAAAAAAUCAAUUGUGCAAAAAGGAAGUUAGCAGGUGCAAAUCCUGCAGUGAUCACGUGUGAAGAACUGCGAUUUGGACACACUGGACGUAAAGAGUUGAACAAAUUCUGUGAAGUUGCUAAAGGAGACAAGGAUAAUAUACGGGCUAAAAUGCCUGAUGAUGGACUUUCUGAGGAGAUUCAAGUAAAAUGUCUUAUUGCCCAGGCUACCGAUCCCAAUAUCCUUGGCAGAGUCUGGAAAGGAUGGGAACCUUGGAUAUGAAGAUGCGGCUUCAGAAAACUUGUUCUGUCCUAGAUAUUAUGGAUUGUUCAAUGAAUUACUAAUGGGACAAAAAUGUCCAUAAUUUUUUUGUGUCCUCUUUGUUACUUACCUUCAUCUUACCUGGACAAGUCUAUUGCAUAAAAAUCUUGUCUGUGCUAAUGUCCUUUGUAGCUGGAAUGAUAUUUAGCUAGUUCAAAAUUAAAUAUAAUUACAUUUUUGUUAUCACAGAAGAAUAAAGCAAUUUUGUAAUACUGUC